Messenger RNA from Trachymyrmex cornetzi, 599 nucleotides. RefSeq lists its product as uncharacterized. Lineage: Eukaryota; Metazoa; Arthropoda; Insecta; Hymenoptera; Formicidae. The record is from RefSeq and is a predicted model, not a curated record. The transcript has 2 exons. The coding region runs from base 30 to 359 and encodes 109 amino acids.
AAGUCGCGACAUUUUAAAAUAAGAAUUCAAUGGCGAAUGCCGUGGCACAGGAAUUGAACUCGGAAAUCGAGGCAAUCUUGCGCUUGUUCGUUUGUAGUAGGAGCAACCCGGUGUCGUCACGGAUUGAUUCUACAUCCCUUUCGGAACGUACUUUCUUGUCGCACGAAUGUGUAAUCAUUUGGAAAACGUACAAAGACACGCGAUCGAACAAUCGAAGAAAGUUCACUAUUGAUUCAAAGCGUCUGGCGAAUCCGACGAGUGCGUCGAACGAGGAAAAACAGAAACAACAGAAAAGAAGGAAAUUGAGAAAAGGAAAGAAAGGAAGAAGAGGCAGGAGCAAGAGACGAAGCGUUACGUAAUGCCGGGUCGCGGGAGAUAGAUAUAACGAGUUAAUUACACGACUACAAUCUCUCGCGGGAUCAAUGUACCGUGCAGAAAGAGAGAAGAUAAUCAGCUGUGAACGACGAAGACAGCAAACGUCUAAGAGCGUAACAUCGAUCCUCGUAUACAAAGGACUAAAGAAUCGUCUAACUUUCUCAUAGGAAUGAAAGAAAAUUAAACAUAUUUAUUUACCGGAAACGCGAUCACGCAACAUUUUU